AUGUAUAACAUGUUACCCACGUUCUGUCUGUGGAUUAUCCUCACACUGACCUGCGGAUUAGCAGUGGCAAAGAAACAGGAGUCGUCUUCGUCUCUCGGUAGCAUUUUCCGAACGAGGUGCGCGGCAAGGUGCCUGAGUCUGCACAGCACCCGCAUCGCAUCCUCUCCAAAGCAUUUUCAGAAUAAUGGAUCCCUUGGCUGGUGCCAGACUCAUAAACAAUGUGCAAAGUGUCUUGAACCAUGCAAGGAAUCCUGGGAGCUGAAGGAUGGGUCGUGUCGAGAUUUGUGCGAGCACGCGUUUCCUAAGAGGCACGGUGAGUGUGUGACGAGCUGCGAGUUCUUGCGUUCGGUGAUGGUGGUGAAGCAGGGGGACUGCCCCUCUCCGGAGAGGGCGAGCGGUUUUGCGGCCGCUUGUGUGGAAGGGUGCGAGGAGGACGGGGAAUGCUCUACCCAAAAAAAAUGUUGCCCCAACGGCUGUGGGCACACCUGCCAAUCUCCAAAAAACCUUUACAGAGGUGCUCCUCUGAAGCCAAGGAAGGAGCUUAUCUUCGAGGAGCUGCCGUCGGGGCAGUUGGAGGUGCGCUGGUCCUCCAAGUUCAACGUGUCUGCGGAGCCGGUCCUGAACGUUCUGCAGAGGAGGUGGAACUACGGAAUCCACCCCAGCGAAGACGGAGCCACCGACUGGCAGGUGGUGGCACAGACCACAGAAGAGCGGGUCCGAUUGACUGAUAUCCGGCCGGGUCGCUGGUACCAGUUUCGCGUGGCUGCAGUCAAUGUGCAUGGUACCAGAGGCUAUACAACUCCCAGCAGACACUUCCGUUCCUCUAAAGAUCCUGCUCCUCCCCCAGUCCCUACUGACCUUAAGGUCAGUGACAUGACCUUUGGCUCAGACCAAGCAGUAUCUGUGCGCCUGAGCUGGAGCCUGCCGGUGGACCCAGAUAUCCCCGUGCACCACUUCAAACUGUCCUGGACCUGGGCCACGGGUGGAGGUCCCGGUGGGCCGCCCAAGAUGAAGAGGAGGAAGACUGCCAACGGGGACUCAAACACAGCCGAUCUGGAUGGCCUUCGGGAAGACAGAAGCUACACUGUAGAGCUCCAGGCGGUUUCAUACUGGGGCCAGGUCCCAGUAAAGAGCCCCAAGGCCACCCUCCGCUUCACGACCCGUCGCCCUGAACGCAAGUUUGAACCGACCGCUGCUACAGUAGAUGUGAAACCCCCAUCAGAUAUACUGGACGUGGGGACACCCUUCUAUCAAGACCGACAGCUGCAGGUCCGAGUGUACUGGAAGAAAAGAGAUCCAACUGUUAGUCGCUAUCGCGUCCUGUGGUCGCCAGAGUACUGCAGUCACAAUGGUAGCAGAACCAUGGAGAAAGUUAUUACUCAGGAGAAUUACGCCAGCCUGUCUGCUCUCCAGUUCUCCUGUAAGUACAAGGUCGUGAUCCAACCAGUCGGAGUGAAGGGCCAAGUUCAGGCAGAGAGCACCACCUUCUACACCCCUUCUUGUGCCACCAUCCGUAGCAAGAGCUCCAAACCCAUGGUCUGUCCUGGGGAUAUAGCACUACCCUCUGCUAAGGUACUGGCCAAGCCAGAGAACCUUACGGCGUCAUUUUCCGUCCACAAGGGCAACGUCACUGGACUCUUUUCCUGGGAUGUUUCCAUGCCACACCCACUCCAGCAGGUCACAGGCUUUCAGGUCACGUGGACAGAGGUCAAAACAGAGGGCCGCAAGAACAUUCUGCCCAACAGUCUGAUCUCCCAGUCUCAGAUUCUACCUCCAGACCGUAAUGUCGUGGCAGUGUCUGGGCUGCAGCUGGCUUCUCUCUACAGACUGGAGGUCCAGGUCAUUACUACAAGAGGCCAAGGUCCUGCUGCCUCCAGAACCUUCCAGACACCAGGACAUGCCAAGCCAACCCUGCAGUACCGACCCAGACUGAAAAAGCAUCAUCUAAGGGCAGUGGUGGAAAGGCAUUGA
This is a messenger RNA of Chanos chanos (milkfish), 1971 nucleotides long. RefSeq names its product anosmin 1a (gene anos1a). The coding region runs from base 1 to 1971 and encodes 656 amino acids. Gene Ontology annotation, cellular component: cell surface; extracellular region. The transcript is spliced from 14 exons. Lineage: Eukaryota; Metazoa; Chordata; Actinopteri; Gonorynchiformes; Chanidae. Gene Ontology annotation, biological process: neuron differentiation. The record is from RefSeq and is a predicted model, not a curated record. Gene Ontology annotation, molecular function: protein binding; peptidase inhibitor activity.